AUGUCCAGCUAGCUCAGCGUUUCGCUCAGGCAAAUGAGAUUGUCCUGUCCUGGAACUGCUGGAAGCUCUGUGAGCAGUCCAUGUUUGAAGUGGAAAUCAUGAGGGAGGAUGAAGCUGUGAAGGUAGGAGGCUGGCCUCAUCCAUUGCACAUCCUAAAAGGUCUUCCUACCACACAGGAAAAGGUGCUCAUAGGCAGUGCUCCAGUGAUGUUCACAUAUUGGCUGACCAAACCAACAGCCAUUGGAACUCAAUUGUGGAGGGAGGCUGGGGAUAUUCUCCCAGGAACAUAGAUGAGGCAGAACAGCAAGGCUGGGAAGAGAAAGGGUAAACAAGGGAGAGAGAGCCCUCAGUCCCUCUGGUAAGGGACCAAAGAUAAUCAAGUUGGUAUGUGGACACAGAAUUGAGCAGUUUCCUUUCUGUAGCUAAGAGAUAUGCGGUUCAUUGACCCAUUUGAUUUUGGUGAGCAUUUUGACAAGUGCCUCGAUUAUCUGCCACAUUACCGUGCAAGUGCUGGUAAGUUACUUUGUCCUUUCUACCUGAGCCCCAAAUUUUAAAGAUUAAUUUUCCACAUGGCUGGAGACAUUUUGUUUGUUUUUCUUUUUUCAGAGACGCUAAGAACUGCAUUGGAAUUGGAUCCAGACUCUGCACUUAAGCAAACACUGCGGAAGCACAUAAUGAAAAACCUUUUAAAGAAGAUCGAUGAAGGCCACCCUGUGGAGUAUGUAUCCGAGUUCCGUACGGUAACUAUGGUUUUGGUCAGCCUAGAGUUCCACAGGACAGCACGGAUGCUGCAUUUGUGUCAGCUUAUCCAGGAGGCUGCCUUAUACAUCUCUACAGUCAUUGAGAAAGGGGGUGGCCAGCUGAGCCGGAUCUUUAUGUUUGAGAAAGGCUGCAUGUUCCUCUGUGUUUUUGGCCUUCCUGGGGAUAAGAAGCCAGAUGAGUGUGCACGCGCCCUGGAGAGCUCCUUCAGCAUCUUCAGAUUCUGCUGGGAGAAUCUUGCUGAGACCAAGCUUGUUUCCAUCAGUAUCACCAAUGGACCAGUAUUCUGUGGUGUGGUUGGAGCAGUAGCAAGACACGAAUAUACAGUUAUCGGCCCAAAAGUGAGUCUCAUGGCCAGAAUGAUAACUGCUUAUCCAGGUUUGGUGUCCUGUGACGAGGUAACAUAUCUAAGAUCCAUGCUACCUGCAUACAACUUCAAGAAACUCCCAGAGAAAAUGAUGAAAAACAUCUCUAACCCAGGGAAGAUUUAUGAAUAUUUUGGCCAUAGAAGAUGUAUAAUGUUUGGGAAAAGGCAUUUGGCCAGAGAGAGAGACAAAAAUCACCCUCUGUUAGACCGGGAAAAAGAAUUGGAAGCCUUCCGAAUGGCACAGCAAUGGUGUUUGUACCAGAAGAAGGGACAAGCGGUUUUGUAUGAAGGUGGAAAAGGAUAUGGAAAAAGCCAGCUGUUGGCUGAAAUAAACUUCUUGGCCCAGAAGGAAGGGCAUAGGGUGUUGCCAUUGAAGCUGAAGGAAGCAGAUUCCAAGCAGCGCUUCUAUGCCAUCCAGACCCUCAUGGCCAUCUUCUUUGAGAUUGACACAUGCCCAGCCUAUUACCGGCAAGAGUGCCUACAAAGACAGCUUUGCCAGAUGGUGGAGGAACCACUUCACUGCCUUUUCAACGAACUCUUCUUUGUGAAGGCAGUGAGGGAAACACCGCUGAUUCUCCUCAUUGAUGAGGCCCAGUAUAUGGAUGCAGCUUCCUGGGAGUUUUUGGGAACAUUGCUCUCCAGAGUGCCCGUCGUCAUGGUGAUGACGUUGACCUCUACCUUCACCCUGUGUGGCUGGGCCCAGCACUUCCUGCAGAGCCCUCAGGCUGUUUUUGUGCCUAUUUUGAAGUUGGCAACAACCUCGUUGUUGAGAAUGGCAUGUCGGGAACUAGGGGUGGUGAGCAUCCCCCCAGAGCUGCAGAUCUACCUUCUCCGCAGGUGCUUUGGAAACCCCCUCUAUUGUAAGGUCCUGUGCCAGGACCUUCUGUCUAAGGACAUAUUGCUCUUUCAUGACCUAAAAAAGGAGGAGAAGGAGAACAGCAAGUGGGAGACCCUCUCUGCGAAUGUCAUGAAAUCCACAAUGUGUAGUACUUCUCCUGCCAGCUCUGAAGAAGACCAGGAACUUUAUGUCUGCACAGUCAAGGAUGACGUGAACUUGGAUACAUUGCUUCUCCCACCAUCUUUAAAAGAAAUAGCAGUAAACCAACUGGAUCAACUGGGCACAGAGAAACAGUUGCUGGUCAAGUGUGCUGCAGUCAUUGGUCACUCCUUCCACAUAGAUUUGCUGCAGCACCUUCUGCCUGGCUGGGAUAAAAAGAAACUAUUGCAGGUGUUGAGGGCUCUUGUGGAUAUACGUGUGCUCCGCUGGCUCAACAAGAGCCAAAACCUUCCUGCUGAGCCCAUAUUAGCACCCUCCUCUAUUGACGUCAUCCAUCAAACCAAAGCGAAGAAGAAAAAGUCAGUUGCUGGCUCAGCCUCUCUUCUCAGGCUACAAGAGGAACUAUCUGUACCUCAAACCAAGGUGUUGGAAUUUGGAGUACCUUUAUUACGGGAAGCUGCUUGGGAGUUGUGGCCCAAAGAACAACAGAUAGCUCUGCACCUGGAAUGUGCCUGCUUUCUCCAAGAUUUGGCCUGCCGCUGUGGGAGCUGUCAUGGAGGGGAUUUUGUUCCCUUCCAUCGCUUUGCAAUCUAUUCUACCAAGAGCUCCAAUGGGACCUCCCGAUUCUGCACUUACAAAGACACUGGCUCGGUGCUAACACAAGUGAUCACAGACAAAUUGCAGCUGCCUUCUCCCCAAGGUGAAGGUAGCUUUCGGUUCCAGGCAAAACCAUCCAGCACUCAGGAGGCCUUCUCGAGUGAACACUGCAGAACAGAGGAAGAGUUUCUGGAGCAAGUGAAUAGGAAGCUGGCUGAGACUAGCCCCAAGAAGGGCCUAUUCACCAGGAAGCCCUGCCACUGUGAGGAAAUCCUGCAAUUAGUGCUCUCACCCCUCACCCAGCACUGCUUGGUCAUUGGAAAAACCACCUGUGCAUUUUAUUACCUGCUGGAGGCUGCUGCCGCCUCCUUGGACUUGUCAGAUCAUUACAUGGCCUUCUUUUAUUUGAGGAAGGCAAGCAGUCUUCUGGGCCAACCCUCAGCAUUCUCAUUCUUGAGAAAACACAAGGUGAAGAUCUGUCAGUUUGAGGAGGCCACUUUCUGCUGUCUUUGGUCAGAGGUCUGUUUCAACAUGGGACAGAUCACCUUAGCCAAAAAAUUGGCUAGGCAAGCCCUUCAACUGCUGAAAAGGAAUUUCCCUUCGACCUGGUUUGGUAUCCUUUUCCAAACAUUCCUGGAAAAGUAUUGGCAUUCCCGUUCCCUGAGCCAACCUCCAAACAACCCUAGUGAGAAUAAGAAGAAGUUGGCGGUCCUGCAGCAGCGGGUGCACUGCCUCUCCCUACUCUGGCAGCUCUAUAACCUGGAGGCCGCAGCCAGCAGCCGCAGGUUUGCCUGUCUGGCCACUCUUAUGCAGAAGAACUCAGCCGAGGAGUUUGAAAAUGAAGCCCAGGUUGUCUCUACCUACUUGGACCUAUCCCAGUUCUCCCAGAACAUGGGUGACAGGGAGAAGUGGCUGCGCUGUGAGCAGAUGGCCAUUCAGAAGAGUAGCCUGUGCUGCUUCUCCAGGGAGGGACUUCUGGCCGCAGCCCAGCUCAUGCAGGCCCUGGCCUACAGCAAGCUCUGCCUUGGCCAUCUGGACUUCUCCAUCAAGCUGGGAUUGCGGUGUUGGCCCUUUGGCGAGUGUCUACAGUUCACUCAACACCAUGAGCACAGCUGUGUUCUAACCUCUCAGAGCAAUGUCAUGCUGGGGAUCCACUCCUCCCUGGCCAUGUGGUUUGCCCAGGACUCACAGUGGGACCUGUUUGAGCAACAUUUCUCCAAGGCUUGCCAGUUGGUGAAAAAAACCAAUGCCUCACUAUUUGGUUCACAUGGCUUUGUCCGAUUUCUAGAGUGCCAAGUGCUAAUGUUACAGAAAAUGCCAGAGGGUAUCUUCAUGCAGAGUCCCCCAGUGACUCACAGCCAAACCCUCAAGGAUUUGACAGAGUGGCUGAUAUCAAGAAUAAGGAUGCAGAAGAAACUCAAGAAUAUAUAUGUUAAAACAAUAAUAAUCUGAAGGGGCCAUGAUUCUCUUAUUGUAUAUAACACAAGGAAAGGCAAUGCCCCAAAUUCUCUUUUUUAAGAUACUGUAUAGUGUACAUAUUAAAUAUACUGGCCUUUUAGAGUCACUGCUAUCAAUAUCUUUGUCAAAAUAAAAGCCUAUG
This is a messenger RNA of Lemur catta (Ring-tailed lemur), 4320 nucleotides long. Its product is annotated as adenylate cyclase type 10-like. The transcript has 22 exons. NCBI's taxonomy places the organism in Eukaryota, Metazoa, Chordata, Mammalia, Primates, Lemuridae. Gene Ontology annotation, molecular function: adenylate cyclase activity. Gene Ontology annotation, biological process: intracellular signal transduction; cyclic nucleotide biosynthetic process. Gene Ontology annotation, cellular component: cytoplasm. Bases 570 to 4172 code for a protein of 1200 amino acids. The record is from RefSeq and is a predicted model, not a curated record.